CAGCGAUGGAACCCUCCACCCGGAGCGAGAAGGAGAGUGCAGGAGGCACGGCGACAGGAGAGUGCGUGAAUAGGAUCCCGGUGCCAAGACCGCCCUCCAUUGAGGAAUUCGACAUAGUGAAGCCCAUUAGCCGGGGCGCCUUCGGGAAAGUGUAUCUGGGGCAGAAAGGCGGCAAGUUGUAUGCAGUGAAGGUUGUCAAAAAAGCAGACAUGAUCAACAAAAAUAUGACUCAUCAGGUCCAAGCUGAGAGAGAUGCACUGGCACUAAGCAAGAGCCCUUUCAUUGUUCAUUUGUAUUAUUCACUGCAGUCUGCAAGCAAUGUCUACUUGGUAAUGGAGUAUCUUAUUGGUGGUGAUGUCAAAUCUCUCCUUCAUAUAUAUGGUUAUUUUGAUGAAGAAAUGGCCGUGAAAUAUGUUUCUGAAGUAGCAUUGGCUCUGGACUACCUUCAUCGACAUGGAAUUAUCCACAGGGACUUGAAACCAGACAACAUGCUCAUUUCCAAUGAGGGUCAUAUUAAACUGACAGAUUUUGGCCUUUCCAAAGUUACUUUGAAUAGAGAUAUUAAUAUGAUGGACAUUCUUACAACACCAUCAAUGGCAAAACCUAGACAAGAUUAUUCAAGAACCCCAGGACAAGUAUUAUCUCUCAUCAGCUCUUUGGGAUUUAAUACAUCAGUUGUAGAAAAAAAUCAAGACUCUGCAGACAUCCUUUCAACUCAUCUGUCUGAAAUAUCACAGUUUUCUCAAGACACUUGUCCUAUGUCUAUUGAUGAAAAGGACGCUACUUCUUAUUCUAGCAAACUACUAAAAUCAUGUCUUGAGACGCUUACCUCCAACCCAGGAAUACCUGUGAAGUGUCUAACAUCUAAUCUGCUCCAGUCUAGGAAAAGGCUGGCUACGUCCAGCGCCAGUAGUCAAUCCCACACCUUCAUAUCCAGUGUGGAAUCAGAAUGCCACAGCAGUCCCAAGUGGGAAAAGGAUUGCCAGGAAAAUGACGAGGCAUUGGGCUCUACAACAGUGAGUUUGAAUACAACUGAAAAGUUAUGUGCAGAAUCUACAAAUGCCAUCGAAAUCCAAAGUUUCCAUAAAAAGGAUCUUGAGUUAGCCCUUUCUCCCAUUCAUGACAGCAGUGCCGUUCCUGCCCCUGGGAGCUCUCGUGGAAACCUUGCCCCAAAAUGCUUCUCUGAGGAAGUUUCUUGGGAAGCAGGAGAACUAGAAAUAAACAUAAAGACAGCCACUGACCCAAGACAGUCUGAUUUCCAUCAGGUGGAUCAGUGGGCUGUGGAUUCUGCUGAGAUAUCUGAAGAGUACCUUGGGAAAAGAAGUUUAAAAAGAAAUUUUGAGUUGGUUGACUCCAGUCCUUGUCAGGAAAUUAUACAGAAUAAAAAAAGUUGUGUGGAAUAUAAGCAUGAUAAUGAAACGAUAAAUUGUUAUACAAAUCCAAGUACAGGCUUAACAGGUGAUGUUCAGAACCUGAAGCUGUCGACACACAGAAGUCAACAAAAUGACUAUGCUAAUAAGGAGAACAUUGUCACUACUUUUAUUGAUAAACAACAAACACCAGAAAAAUUAUCUAUACCAAUGAUAGCAAAAAACCUCAUGUGUGAACUGGACAAAGACUGUGAAAAGAAUAAUAAGAAGGGACUCUUAAGUUCCAGUUUUCUAUGUUCUGAUGAUGACAGAGCUUCUACAAGUAUAUACAUGAACUCUGAUUCAUCUCUUCCUGAAAUUUCUAUAAUGGAAAGUUCAUUAGAAAGGCAAUCCUUAGAUCCAGAUAAAAGCAUCAAAGAAUCUUCUUUUGAAGAAUCAAAUAUUGAAGAUCUGAUUAAUGUAUCACCAAACUGCGAAGAAAAUACCUUACCGAAAGGUGUUGAGAACUCUGCUAUCCAAGACAGUGACCAAAAAAUGUUAGCUCCUUCUUUGGAGGGGUUGAAAAUGUUCACCUCCAAAAGAAAUGCUGUUGCUUUUCGAAGUUUUAACAGUCAUAUUACUGCAUCCAAUAACUCAGAACCAUCCAAAAUGAACACUGCUUCUUUAGAUGCAAUGGAAAUUUCGUGUGCUUAUACUGGUUCAUAUCCCAUGGCUAUAACCCCUACCCAAAAAGGAAGAGUCUCUAUGCCAUAUCAGGGAAGAUGGGAUUAUGUGGCUUGCAGAACAUGCUUACAAGUUACAGCUAUUUCCUCUUACAUAACAGGUCCUGCGGUAGACUGGUGGGCACUUGGAGUUUGCUUAUUUGAAUUUCUGACAGGAAUUCCUCCUUUCAAUGAUGAAACACCACAACAGGUGUUCCAGAAUAUUCUGAAAAGAGAUAUUCCUUGGCCAGAAGGUGAAGAAAAGUUAUCUGAUAAUGCUCAAAGUGCCGUAGAAAUACUUUUAACCAUCGAUGAUACAAAGAGAGCUGGAAUGAAAGAACUGAAACAUCAUCCUCUCUUCAGCGACGUGGACUGGGAAAAUCUGCAGCAUCAAACUAUGCCUUUCAUACCCCAACCAGAGGAUGCAACAGACACAUCCUAUUUUGAAGCCAGGAAUAACGCUCAGCACCUGACUGUAUCUGGAUUUAGUCUAUAGCACGUAUAUUUCCUUUCAGUCAAACCUUGUGUUAUAGAAUAUGCUUGCAUAAUUAUAUACUUUUUAAUACUAAACUGAUUUAAGGGUGGAAAUUAUACUUGGGUCAAUGUGCAUUUAAUGUAUGUUACAGCUUUCACAGAGUUAAAAGGCUGUCAGGAAUAUAAUCAAUAAUUUAUCUUAAUCUCAGAACUGUAUAUUAAUCUUAAAAGCUAUUUUGUCUUAUUUAUUUUGUUUACUGCACUUUAUGAAAACUAAAGCAUCAAUAAAACUAGAAUGACACUAA
Otolemur garnettii (small-eared galago) is the source of this 2850-nucleotide messenger RNA. RefSeq names its product microtubule associated serine/threonine kinase like (gene MASTL). The coding region runs from base 6 to 2567 and encodes 853 amino acids. Gene Ontology annotation, molecular function: ATP binding; protein serine/threonine kinase activity. The transcript has 12 exons. Gene Ontology annotation, cellular component: nucleus. Gene Ontology annotation, biological process: peptidyl-serine phosphorylation; intracellular signal transduction. NCBI's taxonomy places the organism in Eukaryota, Metazoa, Chordata, Mammalia, Primates, Galagidae. The record is from RefSeq and is a predicted model, not a curated record.